UCAUUUGUGCUUCUGACAGUUUCAUCGCCGUACCGCAGAUAUCAAUUUGUUGAUUACGUAAAUAUGGCUCAACUCUACAGAAAUUUUCGUGCCUUCAGGACUUUUUCCCUGACAAUCAACAGGCACUUCAGUGCUGCCAAGGAGACAGAGGUUGAGGUGGAACGUCUUCAAGGAGACAAACGGGGAAUUGCCAUACUAGCCCUCAAUCGACCAAGUGCCAAGAAUGCCUUCUCUCGAUCUCUUGUGGACAAGCUGAUAGACUCCGUGGAUUCCCUGUGGCAUGACAAGGAUGUGCGAGUAGUUGUUCUCAGGAGUUUGGUCCCAGGUGCCUUCUGUGCAGGUGCUGACCUCAAGGAACGCGCCAAACAAUCCCCGGAAGAAGUAGUGAGAUUUGUUAAGAAACUCCGUGGAGUUUUGACUCAGAUUGAGCAACUCCCGAUGCCUGUAAUUGCUGCUGUUGAUGGCUUUGCCCUGGGAGGAGGCUUGGAGAUGGCCUUGGCCUGUGACAUUCGCUGUGCUUCGGUUGACGCCAAAAUGGGACUCGUGGAAACACGUCUGGCCAUUAUUCCGGGAGCCGGAGGUACUCAACGUCUUCCCAGAACUGUGAGUCCAAGCCUGGCCAAGGAACUAAUCUUCACAGCCAAGGUCUUUACUGGGGCUGAAGCCAAAGAAAUGGGUAUAUGUACCCAUACUGUUCCCCAAAAUGACACCAAAGAUGCUGCUUACUUGAAAGCUCUGGAAAUUGCCACUGAGAUCCUUCCCAAUGGACCUGUAGGAGUAAGAAUGGCCAAGAAAGCCAUCAACAAUGGAAUCCAGGUUGAUAUCAGUACUGGAUAUGCCAUUGAGGAAGCCUGCUACGCUCAAGUUAUGCCAACAACUGAUCGACUUGAGGGCUUAAAAGCUUUUGCUGAGAAGAGGAAGCCCAUCUACAAGGGCGAAUAAAAGGGCUCACACAGAAAAAAAUAUUUUGUAAAAUUGUUCGUAAAUGUUUGUGAAAUCCUAUGGCAGACUUACGAAUUGCUCGUCAAUUGUAUAACCCACAAACAAGUUCGUAAAAUGUUGUACUUUUUCACAAACAUUGUUCGUAAAAUGAUCAUUUGACGAACAUUUUUUGUACUUUUACAAACAUUUGUUCGUAAAUGUUCGUAAACACAAAAAAAAUGUUCGUAAAAUUUUGUCAUUUGUUCGUAAAUUUUUGCCAGACAAACAAAAAUUUACGAACAAAUACAAACAAAUGACAAAAUUUUACGAACAUUUACGAACAAAUGUUUGUAAAAGUACAAAAAAUGUUCGUCAAAUGAUCAUUUUACGAACAAUGUUUGUGAAAAAACUACAAAAUUUUACGAACUUGUUUAUGGUUUAUAAUACAAUUCACGAGCAUUUCGUAAGUCUGCCAUAUGAUUUCACAAACAUUUACGAACAAUUUUACAAAAUAUUUUUUUCUGUGCAGGAUCUUCGGGACUAAUAAGCCAAAUCAUGUGAUAAAGUGCAUUUAUAUUGGGAGAAUUCUUUGUAUAAAAAAAUUCACAUUAAACGUCUAAGAGCUCU
Phlebotomus papatasi is the source of this 1548-nucleotide messenger RNA. RefSeq names its product methylglutaconyl-CoA hydratase, mitochondrial. Bases 64 to 942 code for a protein of 292 amino acids. The record is from RefSeq and is a predicted model, not a curated record. Gene Ontology annotation, molecular function: enoyl-CoA hydratase activity. Gene Ontology annotation, biological process: fatty acid beta-oxidation. NCBI's taxonomy places the organism in Eukaryota, Metazoa, Arthropoda, Insecta, Diptera, Psychodidae. The transcript is spliced from 2 exons. Gene Ontology annotation, cellular component: mitochondrion.